Molecule: messenger RNA, 6895 nt
Organism: Carlito syrichta (Philippine tarsier)
Lineage: Eukaryota; Metazoa; Chordata; Mammalia; Primates; Tarsiidae
Product: collagen alpha-4(IV) chain
Exons: 48
Coding region: 1-5379 (1792 amino acids)
Cellular component (GO): collagen trimer
Molecular function (GO): extracellular matrix structural constituent
Source: RefSeq, a predicted model, not a curated record
AUGGCUGCAGAGAAAGAACCUGUGGCCCUAACUUGGGUCCGUGAACAAGGUGGAGGUCUAAGGCUCAGGGUGCUUAUGUUCAGUUUCUUUCUUGGGAGGAGGAACAGGGGAGGAAGUGGGCUCCCUGUUAGGGUGGAACCAGAUGUGAAGGGUGGGGCUGUGCCUUCUGUCCAACUGGGCAGUACAGAAGUAGAUUUUAACCCAAGACACAGAACCUCGCUUGCCAACGAGAAUCUUCUAGAAGAGAAGAGAAGAGAAGAGAAGAUUGGCAGAAUUUUUUUAAAGUGCCAAGACUUGCCUGUGAAAUCGUCUGCGUGCAUAGUAUUAAUGAGGUGCUUUUUCAGAUGGACCAAGCCCUUGGCCACAGAUCCCUGGUUACUUAUAUUUAUUCUCUUUUCCGUGCAACAUGUAUAUGGGAGUGGGAAGAAAUACAUUGGUCCUUGUGGAGGAAGAGAUUGCUUUGUUUGCCAGUGCUUUCCUGAAAAGGGGUCUCGGGGUCAACCGGGACCACCAGGACCACAAGGUCCAAUUGGGCCCCUGGGACCCCGAGGACCCACUGGGAUUCCAGGAGAGAAAGGAAUGAGAGGAGACAGUGGCCCUCUUGGGGCAGCAGGGUACAAAGGAGAUAAGGGUCCAACUGGUGUUCCUGGAUUUCCAGGUUUGGAUGGCCUACCUGGGCACCCAGGGCCUCCAGGACCCAGAGGCAAACCUGGCGUGAAUGGUUACAAUGGCUCAAGAGGUGACCCAGGGUUUCCAGGAGGAAGAGGAGCUCCUGGCCCAGGAGGCCCCCCAGGCUAUCCUGGGGAAAAAGGAGAAAAAGGAAAUUCAGUGUUCAUUUUAGGUGCCAUUAAAGGUAUUCAGGGAGACAGAGGAGACCCAGGAUUGCCUGGCUUACCGGGAUCUCGGGGUGCAAGAGGACCAGCAGGCCCCAUGGGAUAUCCCGGAGAGCCAGGCUUAGCGGGACCUCUGGGCCACCCUGGACGUCCAGGCUUGAAGGGCAAUCCUGGUGUGGGAGUAAAGGGGCAAAUGGGAGAUCCGGGUGAAGUUGGCCAGCAAGGUUCUCCUGGACCCACUCUAUUGGUAGAGCCUCCUGAUUUUUGUCUCUAUAAAGGAGAAAAGGGUAUAAAAGGAAUUCCUGGAAUGAUUGGACUGCCAGGACCACCAGGACGCAAGGGAGAACCUGGCAUUGGAGCAAAAGGAGAGAAAGGUCUUCCUGGAUUCCCAGGGCCUCGGGGUGAGCCUGGUUCCCAUGGAUCUCCAGGUUUUCCAGGAUUAAAGGGAGAACCAGGACUGGUUGGAGGCCCUGGGCUACUUGGAUUUCUUGGUCCAAAGGGAGAUCCUGGAGACCGCGGGCAACCAGGACCACCAGGUGUUUUGGUGACUCCAGCUCCUUUGCUCAAAGGACCCUUAGGGGACCCAGGGUUCCCAGGCCACUAUGGAGAAACGGGGGCCAUUGGACCACCUGGUCCCCCAGGUCUCCCGGGCAGACCAGGGGAAGCCUGUGCAGGCAUGAUAGGGCCCCCUGGGCCACAAGGGUUUCCUGGUCAUCCUGGGCUUCCAGGGUCAGCUGGUAUUCCUGGAAGACCUGAUACUGCUCCAGGAAAACCAGGGAGUCCAGGACCACCAGGCAUGCCUGGAGCACCAGGGCUUCAGGGACUCCCAGGAUCAGAUGUGAUAUACUGUAGUGCUGGACACCCUGGAUCACAAGGAAUAAAAGGCAAAGUGGGUCCUCCAGGAGGAAGAGGCUCAAAAGGAGAAAAAGGAAAUGAAGGACUGUGUGCCUGCAAGCCUGGUCCCAUGGGCCUCCCUGGCUCCCCAGGACUUCCUGGGAGGCAGGGGACUAAGGGAGACUUGGGGCUCCCUGGUUGGCUUGGAGAGAAAGGUGACCCGGGCCCUCCUGGUGCUGAAGGAUCUCCAGGGCUACCAGGAAAAACUGGUGCCUCUGGACCACCUGGCGACAAAGGAGCAAAAGGUGACAUGGUUGUAUCAAGAGUUAAAGGACACAAAGGAGAAAGAGGUCCUGAUGGGCCCCCAGGAUUUCCAGGGCAGUCGGGAACACAUGGUCGGGAUGGAUAUCCUGGAGAAAAAGGGGAUCCAGGACCCCCUGGAGAUCAUGAAGACGCAGCCCCAGGUGGUAAAGGGUUUCCUGGACCUCCGGGUCCCCCAGGCAAAGUAGGACCUGUGGGGACCCCAGGACUGGGAUUUCCUGGUCCACCGGGAGAGCGAGGUCGACCAGGAGUUCCAGGCCGUCCAGGUGUGAGGGGUCCUGAUGGCUUGAAGGGUCAGAAAGGUGACACAAUUUCUUGUAACGUAACCUACCCUGGGAGGCCAGGCCCUCCAGGUCUUGAUGGACCUCCAGGUCCAAAGGGAUUUCCAGGUCCUUAUGGUGCUCCUGGGCGAAGGUGUUUGGAUGGGCAAAAAGGACAACGUGGCAAACCAGGAAUAUCAGAAAUGCGAGGUCCACCUGGUUUUCGUGGUGACAUGGGAGAUCCAGGUUUUGGAGGUGAAAAAGGAUCUUCCCUUGUUGGACCCCCAGGCCCUCCUGGGUCACCUGGAAUGCAUGGUCAGAAAGGAAUUCCGGGAGACCCUGCAUUUGGUCACCCAGGGCCUCCAGGAAAGAGGGGUCUUUCAGGACUGCCAGGGACAAAAGGAUCCAAAGGUGAACCAGGAUGCCCCGGGGCUGAAGGAGCAGAUGGCAUUCCUGGAUUCCCAGGCCGUAAAGGUCCCAAAGGCAGAGAGGGAAGUGUUGGGUUUCCAGGUGUCCCAGGCCCCCCUGGCCAUUCCUGUGAAAGAGGCGCUCCAGGGAUGCCAGGCCAACCAGGACUCCCCGGGCCUAUGGGUAGUCCAGGUGCCCCAGGUGGGAAGGGACAACCAGGAGACAGGGGGCCUCCAGGACCAGUUGGAAUGAAGGGUCUCCCUGGACUCCCGGGACUGCCUGGGACACAUGGACCCCCAGGCUCCCCAGGAGUCCCAGGCCCCUUUGGCGAUGAUGGGCCACCUGGUCUUCCAGGCCCCAAAGGACUGCAGGGGCUGCCUGGUUUCCAGGGCUUUCCUGGAGAGAGAGGAAAGCCUGGCCCAGAGGGAUAUCCUGGCAGAAAGGGAGAACCUGGGGAAAAGGGUUGUCCUGGUUUUCCUGGAGACCAGGGAAUGAGAGGUGGCAAAGGGGCAAGAGGACCCUCAGGAGAUGAAGGAGAAAUGGCUAUUGUUUCCAAAAAGGGGAAACCUGGGGAACCUGGAUCUCCUGGAGAUGAUGGAUUCCCAGGAGAAAGAGGUGAUAAAGGAAGUCCAGGGAUACAAGGGAGAAGAGGCGAGCCAGGAAGACAUGGGCCACCUGGAUUUCACAGAGGGGAACCUGGUAGAAAAGGUCAGCCAGGGCCUCCUGGAUCCCCGGGCCUUCCAGGCUCACCUGGGCUCAGAGGGAUCAUUGGCUUCCCAGGAUUUCCAGGCGACCAGGGUGAGUUGGGUUCUCCGGGGCCCCCUGGAUUCUCAGGAACUGAUGGAGCAAGGGGACCUAAAGGAAAGAAAGGUGACCCUGCCAGUCACUUUGGUCCACCUGGUCCAAAGGGUGAGCCAGGUAGCCCUGGAUGUCAAGGACAUGUUGGAGCCCCUGGAGAGCAGGGCUUGCCUGGUGUUCAAGGGCCCCAUGGACCACCUGGAAGGCCAGGACUGCCUGGCUCCUCUGGAUCACCAGGGUGUCCAGGUGAUCAGGGGAUGCCUGGGCUGAAGGGACACCCAGGAGAAAUGGGAGGCCCUGGGCCAAGAGGCCUCCAGGGAGAUCCAGGGACACCAGGCCCUCCGGGAAUGAAAGGUCCUUCCGGGUUGCCCGGCCUGAACGGCCUGCAUGGUUUGAAGGGUCAGAAAGGAACCAAAGGUGCUUCAGGUUUGCACGAUAUGGGUCCACCUGGUCCAGUGGGAAUACCUGGGCUAAAAGGGGAGACAGGAGACCCUGGAAGCCCAGGAAUCUCUCCUCCAGGUCUUUCUGGAGAAAAAGGUCCCCUGGGACCUCCAGGAAGACCAGGACCACCUGGUCCUGCAGGUUCUACAGGAAGAGCUCCUAAGGGUGACAGACUUCACCCGGGUCUACCUGGAGAUCAGGGACCUCCUGGCCCUGAUGGCCCAAGAGGAGCAACUGGGCCUCCAGGCCCCCCUGGGAGUGUUGACCUUCUGCAAGGGGAGCCAGGUGACUGUGGUCUUCCAGGGCCACCAGGUCCUCCAGGCCUACCAGGCCCUCCAGGGUACAAAGGCUUCCCAGGCUGUGAUGGAAAAGAUGGCCAGAAAGGACCAAUGGGAUUCCCAGGACCACAGGGGCCACAUGGAUUUCCUGGGCCACCUGGAGAGAAGGGUUUACCUGGACCUCCAGGCAGAAAAGGGCCCACUGGCCCUCCAGGCUCCAGAGGUGAACCUGGGCCACCUGCAGAUGUGGAAGACUGUCCUCGAAUCCCGGGGCUUCCCGGGGUGCCAGGCCCGAGAGGACCAGAAGGAGCCAUGGGGCUCCCAGGAAUGAGAGGGCCCCCAGGACCAGGUUGCAAAGGAGAGCCUGGCCCGAAUGGCAGGAGGGGUGAGGAUGGUGUCCCUGGGCCUCCUGGGCCUCCUGGACGCAAGGGUGACACAGGAGAAGCUGGCUGCCCUGGAGCACCAGGUCCUCCUGGUCCCACUGGGGAUCCUGGGCCCAAAGGGUUUGGUCCUGGAUACCUCAGUGGCUUCCUCCUGGUUCUCCACAGUCAGACAGACCGGGAACCUGCCUGCCCCGUGGGCAUGCCCAAGCUCUGGACUGGUUACAGUCUGUUAUACCUGGAAGGACAAGAGAAAGCACACAACCAAGACCUUGGUCUGGCAGGGUCUUGCCUUCCUGUGUUUAGCACACUGCCCUUUGCCUACUGCAACAUCCACCAGGUGUGCCACUAUGCUCAGAGAAACGACAGGUCCUACUGGUUGGCCAGUGCUGCACCCCUCCCCAUGCGGCCACUCUCGGAAGAGGCCAUCCGCCCAUAUGUCAGCCGCUGUGCUGUUUGCGAGGCCCCAGCCCAGGCAGUGGCAGUGCAUAGCCAGGACCAGUCCAUCCCGCCAUGCCCGCCAACCUGGAGGAGUCUGUGGAUCGGGUACUCGUUUCUGAUGCACACAGGAGCUGGGGACCAAGGAGGAGGGCAGGCCCUCAUGUCACCUGGCAGCUGCCUGGAAGAUUUCAGAGCAGCACCAUUCCUUGAAUGCCAAGGCCGGCAGGGAACCUGCCACUUUUUUGCAAAUGAGUAUAGCUUCUGGCUAACAACAGUGAAACCAGACUUGCAGUUUUCUUCUGCCCCAUCGCCAGACACAUUAAAAGAGAGCCAGGCCCAGCGCCAGAAAAUCAGCAGGUGCCAGGUCUGUGUAAAAUAUAGCUAGUAAUGUGAAAUUCACCAACACAUGGCCAAGGGAAACUUCCGAGGGGGCUAAGACUUCCUAAGCUGUGCUAAGAGAUAUCAUGGUGCUCAUUUCGGACUCGUUCUCACUGUUCCUACAGUUUCAUCGCAGAUAUCCCACAGUCCUCUGUUCCUUACAGAUUAAGCAAACACUAUGCAUAUGCAUUUGUUUGAACCUACCAAUCUAGAUGAAAUUCAGAUACUCGUAUUUUAUUGAGGAUGAUGGAAGAGUUGGCUUUAUUUAAAAAUAUACUAAUUCAUAGGAAAGCAAGUAGGUGAUAAAGUUCAGAUUACAAAUUACAUUACUGAAAAUUUCAUUCCUUGGUCAAUAGCACCUCAAACAACUGAAGUCAAUUACUCUCUGAUACAGUGGGCUUCUGGAUGGAUUUUACAGGAGAAAAUAACUAGGCCAACAAAUGAAACUAGAAGGUAGAUAUUGUCAACAUUUCAAAAUGAUUUCCUCUGUAGUCUAUUUUUCCGUGCACUUUAAAUAAUUGUAAAACCAUGACCCAAAGAGAUUUUAUAAAAAGAAAAAAAAAAAAAAACAAACCCCACACUGCCAGAGUUAACAGUUCGUUUCAAAGCAGAAUGAAUCAUUAUGCCAGGAAGGCCCACAGUUGCCAUAUUCCAAAGAUGAGACAUUAGCAUAAACACAUCACUAGAUGAAUAUAAAACAUUAUGUUCUCUUCUGCAUUUUUCAGAGAAUAGAAAUGCCUACUUUGGCAACCCUUUUGAAAAGUAGCAAUUAUGGAAAAAAGUAUAUUCAAUAAGGGAUUAAGAGCCUAAAAGCUAUUAAUGAAUAUUAAGGUAGUGAUUCACAAAAAUUGACUCCCCAUUGCAGGGAACUUCCAGACAGACUGCUUUUCCCCAGUCGGGGUCCAGCAUGUCCUCGGUGCUUGCUUGUGUGCUAAUGGGACUGACACUACAUGGGGCUUACUCAGGCGGCACACAGUUCACACAAAGCAGCUCACUCCCCUCCCUAGGAGAGCCCGCAGAGCUUCUUGCAUCUCACAAUGGACACUUUUCCUCCACACACAUAAUGGCAGUUCACACAAGGAAGUGACAGAGCUAUCAUUAUGCACUUGGGAGGAAAUUGAGGGCCGACUUAAUUAAACUUAGGUAAGAAGAUUCGUUUAAGUCAGGGUUAACCCACCAGGAGGACAUGGUGCUUGCUAUCUUUAAAUGAAACAAAGACAGUUGGCAAUCUGAAUUUUAUGCUCCUGUGGUUGGUUUUUACAGGAGCAUCUGAUUUUUCUAAUUUUAAAGACAUACUUAUAUUUCAUAUCAGUAUUAUACCAAGGCAGCAGUUUGACAUUUGGCAUUAGUAUUUUCUAUAAGAGUUUAGAAGGUAUGUCAAUUUAUAAUGAGCAUGUUUUCUGAAGAGCAAAAGAUCCUUUUUCUAUUUUGCUAGAAAUUCAGUGCUCUAAUUCUAAAGAUUUGUUGGAAAAGAUUUUUAGGAAACUUACCUUCCUCAUUUAAAAAAAUUUUUUUUAGAGAAA